Messenger RNA from Xenia sp. Carnegie-2017, 5615 nucleotides. Its product is annotated as adenylate kinase 9-like. The record is from RefSeq and is a predicted model, not a curated record. Gene Ontology annotation, cellular component: cytoplasm; mitochondrion. Lineage: Eukaryota; Metazoa; Cnidaria; Anthozoa; Malacalcyonacea; Xeniidae. The coding region runs from base 83 to 5413 and encodes 1776 amino acids. Gene Ontology annotation, molecular function: ATP binding; AMP kinase activity; ATP hydrolysis activity. The transcript is spliced from 31 exons. Gene Ontology annotation, biological process: nucleobase-containing compound metabolic process.
GACUACGACAAAUGAGUUUUCAGAAUGGAGAGGCUGCAGUUUCUUAUGAAUUUCUCUAGUUUUUUAAUGAAAUUUUGCUAAAAUGACGCGAAUUCUAUCAAGAGACAGAGAUAAAGAUCCUUUUAAUAAUGAAAAGGCAGAGAAACGUUUCCUUCAGUCGAAGCCCAUUUGCUUUAUCAUAAUUGGAAAACCAGGCAGUGGAAAGACAACCUUGGCAAAAAUGCUUGCAAAAACAUGGAAAUGUGAAAUUGUUAAUGGAGAAAGUCCAUUGCUUCAAAGUAUGGAAUUGGAAACAGAUAUUGGCAAAAAGGCACAGGCAAUCCUAUUAAGGGGUGAAGCCCUCCCUGAAGAAUUGGCGUCCGUGAUUGUUCAGGAAAAGAUAAAUUCGCCUGAGGUGUUACAUCAUGGCUAUGUUCUUGAUGGUCUGCCAUCAUUAUGUGAAGAUUGGUUGUCAAUGAAGGAACAGCUAGAAUUGAUAAAGAAUUGGAAGUUAAAACCUGAUUUCAUUAUUAAUUUGAAGAUCCCAGAUCGCGAUCUAGAAAUUCGUCGCAUUAAUCAGCGUGUUGAUCCCAUGACGAACAAGAUUUACACAAAGGACAUCUACGAUCCCGCUCUGCCAGAAGUUAAGGAAGGCAAUAAAGCUGAAGAAGUUGAUGAGAAUGGGGAGGUUGAUCAAUUUGCUGAAGAUAGUGAUGAGAGUUUUAAUGAUGUUGACACUGAUGAUGAAAAUAAUCUUAACGAAGACGAAGAAGAAAGCGAAUUUUCAGCAGAUAUACUGGAAAGACUUUUAGUGAGACCCGAGGAUCUUCCAGAAAAUGUUGCUGCAAGUAUUAAGAGAUAUAAAGAUCUCAUGUUGAGAAUGUUAGAGGACUAUAUGACUGAUCAUGAUCAGCGAAAACUUAUCGAAGUGGAUGCAAACCUGCCUGUUAAAGCUGUGUAUAAAGCAGUUAUGGCCAAGUUGAAAACAUUCGGAAUACCUCGUGCAUUGACGACACUUCGCCUCCAGGACGAGGAAAUGGAUGAGCCAUCAAGUGAUACGGAUGCCGACGAAAUUUUACGAUCUUUGGCCGCAGCCCAAAUGGUAGCACCUCGAUUUCGAUGGCGACGCAGUCGUUGGUCUCGUCUUUGUCCUGUGGAACUGUACAAUGGCAACAUUACAAACGGUUCGCCUCAAUAUGCCGUCAGUUUUUUGGAUAAGAUGUAUUGUCUGUCGUCCAACGAAGCUCUCAAAAAAUUCAUGCACAACCCCCGUCCUUACAUCACCGAACCACUUCCAUGCCCACCCUGUAAGAUAUGUGUGCUAGGGCCUCCAUGCUCGGGGAAGACCUCUGUUGCAAAGAAUCUUGCACAAAGAUAUCAAGCAAAGUACCUAGAUGUGGAUUUUUUGAUCAGCGAUAAGAAAAAAGAAGUAAAAAUGAAAUUACUCCAGGAAAUACGAAGCGAGGCGAUCGAGGCGGCCAUUACUAAAGUCAAUGCUAAAAUACAAAUGGAAAAAGAAGAAGAAGAAGAACGUCUUGCUGCCGAAGCGGAAGCCCGACUCGAGGCUGCAAACGAUGAUGACGAAGGUUCUGAAGAUGAAGAGGAAGCAAAAAACGACGAAGUUGUAGAUGGCGAUACGAGAAAUGUUGAUGAAGAAGGAAAGAACGAAGAGAAAAUGGAAACUAAAGCAAGCGAUGUUGAUAUUGUCAAAGAGGAAGUCAUUGUUGAUGAAAAUCAUUCUGAGGUGAUAAAGUUAGUUCAUGAGGCGAUGAAAGGCACCGAGCAACGUGAAGUUGAAAUAUCCGCCGAAGAGUAUGUUGAUGUUAUAGAGAAAGCCAUAAACGAACGCCUAAAGGAGGUGGAAGACCUGAUGAUGAAAGGACAGAGGCUUGGUGGUUACGUUCUUGACAACUUCCCGUACACGCGAGAACAAUUUACGUUGUUGAUAGAGAGAUCCUUGUUACCGGAUUCCGUAAUACAUUUAAAAGAUAGCUCAGAACAAGGUUCUCUUCUCGCCCCUCGAUGGAUUGAAAAACGACGAAAUCAAAAACAUUUGCCGGACAUGAAAGAAGUAGAUGAUGAUCCGCAAGCAAUUAAAAUAGAGUUGACAAAUAAUGAGAUGGAAACAACUGAGGAAAGUGGCGAAGAACCAACGACGAAUAUAGCUCUGAGCGGGAAUAAAAAGGCGACGGCGAAUGAAAUGAGUGAAUAUCAGACUGCACGAGUGACGUUUGAGAAUAACUGGCUUCAAUUACUGGCCGUCAUGAAGGGCUCGAAUAAUCUUGAGCCCACUGUCAUUAGAUGUGACAAAACUAUUGAUGACAUGACAGAUGACGCUAUUAAAGCCAUUGAAGAUGCCUUUAUUUAUCAUCCAUGGGAGCACACGGGAAUGGACGAAGACGAAGAGGAUGAAGACGACGAGGAAGAAGAAGAAAUGGAAGAAGAGGAGGAAAACAACGUCUUCCGUCGAGAUGUUGGUCGUAAACAAUUUGGUGACACAAAAAAUUUCUGUCCUGUCAUGUUGAAAGAGAGAGGUGUUCUAUGGCCAGGCUUGAUGGACUUCGCCGCAAAGUAUUGUGAACGUGUUUAUGUGUUUUCAAGCGGUGAAUGUCGUCGAAAGUUUCUUUCUGACCCCACACAGUAUUUACCCGUGGAUGAGCCACUCAAGCCCCCUCCAAUACGACUGUUUAUCAUCGGCCCGAAAGGCAGUGGUAAGACUCGCUUUGGCCGAUAUUUGGCAGAGAAACUCGAUGUUUUUCAUAUCGACUUUGAAGAACGUCUACAGGAGAAAAUCAUGGUGAAAACAAAGAAACGUGUUGGGCCAGAUCAUGAGGAAGACGACGAGGAUGACGAAAAGGACUUAAAGGCCGUGAAUGGUGCAGAUGAUGUUGAAGGACAAGAUGCAUCUAAAGAAAAAGAAGAGUUGACCUUAACGGAGGAAGAAGAAAGUAUUUUCGCAAAUUUGACCGAAGGAGAGCAUCUUCAACGAGAUACUGUGGAGAGUGUACUAAAUCCUUGGUGGAAUGAAGAACCUUUUAGGUCACGUGGCUUUGUUCUCGAAGGGUUUCCACGCAACGACGAGGAGAGUCGUGUGCUUUCGUUGUCAGGGUUGUACCCGGAUGCGGCGAUUUUGUUGGGUGUGGAGGAUGUUGAUGUUGUUAAACGGCUCUUUCCAAAUAAAAUGGAAAGAUGGAAAAGGAAAAGAGAUAGAAAAAUGGCUGCGAAAGCCAAACACAGAGCCUUAAUUGAGAAAACCAGGGAAGAAGCAAGGGCAAAAAGAAAAGCAGAAAUUCUGCUUGAGAUGGCUGAGCGUAAAGCUAAACUUAAUGCUCGCUCGAAUGAAGAUGAUGAUGAGGAUAACGAAGACAAUGAUGGCGAAGAUGAAAUGAAUGAAGAGGAGAUCGAAGCCAUUUUGGAUGGAGAAUUUGAAGAAGAUAAUGAUCUUGAGGAGGAAGACGAGGAAGAAGAGGAAGAAGCUGCUGACCGCAUUAAGUCAGAUAUCGCAGACCGCUAUGAUGAUGAUAACUCAAGACUUAGUGUAGUUCAGGAAUCGCUUGAAGAGAUUUUAGUACCUCGUGUUGCGAUCGACGCCAGUCGUCAACCUCGCAUAGUAGAAUAUUGUCUAAAUGAAGCUCUUAAACCUGUUGUGGAGUAUCGUGAAGCUAUUUUCUCCAGUUGCUACUCCAUCUCACCUGCUUUAGCGCAACGCAUGCUUUUUCAAGGAUACAAGUUUUACAGCAGAUUUGGAAAGUGGUGUCCGGUCAAGCUUCUGGAAGGUGAUGUCAUUCAACCGUACUACCCUAUUGGAACCUCGCCCUUUCCAGUCAUUUAUCGGCAAUAUAUAUACUUCCUGUCAUCCGAAAAGGCCAAGUCAGCUUUCAUGAGUUGUCCCAUGAAAUAUCUAAGACAACCUUCUCCAAAACCAAUGGUUCCUAUACAAAUGGCCAUCAUUGGACCACCAAAAUCAGGAAAAACAACACUGUCCAAAAGAUUUGUAGCCGAGUACGGUAUUGUUAGACUAUCUAUUGGUGAAGUCCUUCGACGAGUAAUGCUGACUCAGCAACAGACUGAUCUUGUGAGGCAGAUCAAUGAUCAUUUGAAAAGCGGGUGUACAGUGCCUGAUGACUUAGCCAUUCAGGCUUUGUCUGUUGUCUUGAUGGAUCCACAGUGUCAGGUUCGAGGUUUCGUUCUUGAUGGUUUUCCAAUAACCAAACAUCAACUUGAUCUCAUGAGUGAACGAAGUAUCAUUCCUGUUAAAGUUCUGGAUUUGGGCGUUGAUGAUGACGAAGUAUUCAGAAGGGCAACGCAGGAUAGACGUUCACCAAACAGGGCGUACCCAGUCCAUGAUAGUCACACCAUUAUAUCCAUACGACUGGCUUGUUGGAAGCGAGAAGCUGAAAGUGUAAGGAAGUGGUAUCGAAAUAUACAACGGAAUCUUGUCGAGAUUGAUGGCACUCGCUCGAAAUGGCUUGUCUGGGAUACAGCUUUAAAGGAAGCGAAACGCAGUGUUCAAAAUAUUCAAAUGUACUUAGUCCGAAUGGGGGAAGGCCGUGCAGCUUCAAUAGCAAACAUGUGUGUAACACCUAAAGAGUUCAAAGAAAGGCUCGGAGAUUUCGGUGAAUACUGUCCUGUCAACCUGGCUGAUUUUGGGCAACUUGUAGACUGCUCCCGUAGCCCUAGCCUUGAGUUUGCAGCAGAGUUCCGAGGACGAUACUAUAAAAUGGAGAGUGCCAAGGAGUUAGAAAAAUUUCUAGAGAACCCAACGGCCUAUGUACCCCCGCUAGCUCCUCGUACGCUUCCUUCAUCAGACUUACUUCCGAAGAGACGAUCAGCCUUGGAAAUGAAGGAUAGAUUUCCGUGUAAGAUUGAACUACAGGGAUAUUGUCCUGUCACAUAUCUUGACGGGAAGAAACGCUAUGAGUUCCUGGUGGCCGGUGAUCCAGAGCUUGUUGUCGAGUACAGGGGAUUCUUCUACAAUUUUCAAUCAGUGAAGAAACUUGAAGCAUUCAUGAGGGCUCCUUAUGUUUACCAUGGACUGAAGUUACCACGCAAACUACCACCACCACAAAUCUCUCCACUUGCUGUACAUCAAAUGCCGAUGUUGGGAUUUCUUGAACAAACUGUUGCCGAUGAUAUUAUUAAGGCUUUGACGUCUGUCGGUUGCUUUAAACCCAAAUAUCCUUUCCUCACUGCCACACGCUCGGCUUUGCUUUACAUGGCUUAUCAUUUGAAAGCUUUCAAUCGAAAAAGCAGUGACUAUGUACGGACAAAAUACAAGACUAAAUUAAAGAAAUUUGAAGAGAAAUGCGGUUUGAUUUUGUAUCUGGGUCGUAAUAUGUCUCAUCGCUACAGAGAUCCAUUUCAGCGACCACUGGACUUCGAUAUGAAAAUGAAGAACUUUCUUGAUCUCAAGAUAUUGAAACCAACGGCAUGAGAACUGUAAAUAUUAGAAAACAUAAAAGUUUUUGUAUAUUUUUACACAUUUUAAACAAACAUCCAUUGCAUCGCAAUGGUAAAAUCUACCCACAAUAUUUUACUAAUGUACAUUGUCGUAUAUUAAGAUAUGUAAGUAGUCUUAGUGCUUGUCGUUUUCAUAUCUUUGUUUGUUUUGUUCAUAAAUAUUUUGUUGAGCAUCA